AUGUCCCUAGUGGCAGACCAAGUACGACGGUUGGACGCGCAGCUGGACCGUGUCCCGCUUAGCCACUUGACAAGCUAUGACGCCACUCGAGCCUCCAUAGAUUUGGAUAGUCCUCGUGUGAAGGACUUGUUGAAGAUCAUCAAAUCAUUAUCGGCGGGCUCGGGAUCGCAAAGCGUCCUCCCUGCACGGCAGGUCCAGACUCUCCUAUCCCAGUCAAACUUGCUGUCAGAACAUGGCGAGGAGAUAUCAGCGAAUCAAUAUGAAGCAGAGCUUGAAUGGAUAUUGGUUAGCAAAGCCACUGUUCAAACGUACGGUAUCAUUCUAGAUACACUGCUAGAUCAAAUUAUCCCGCUAAGUGACCAUAUCUGGUAUUGGGACGACGUAGUAUCAUCCCCAACAUAUAGCAGUUUCUACAUGGUGCAAACCUCUCCUAUCCGUCUUUGGGCUUGGACUAGGGAUAUCUAUCAUGACAGCAAGAUCAGAUUCCAGCAAUUUGCGACUGGUGACGCUUCAAUUAGCGGCUUCGAACAUGGGUCACAUGCAGAGGCUAUCCAAAAUAGCAUUACGCAACGGUGGAGACAGUUCUACGGCAUCGUGAGAGAGACCAUACGAGAAAGGUCGCUUCUCAAUAUACACCGAACAAUUAUGUCGCCAGUUGCUCUCUGUCGCUCCGAGGCCCGCAAGAAACAAGUUAAGUUGAAGAGGCUUAGGGAAAUGACAUCAAGUGGUUUAGGUGUUUUAAUCGACGAAGGUCUCGUGUUCAAUAGCAACGGUAGUGACGACGGAAAGAGUGAUAUGAUACUCUCGGCAAAUCAAGAGUGGAAAGGGGUCGUUGAGCGAAGCGUGGCUUUGAUGGACAUGGUACUCAAGGACGUCCUAGCAUUGAACGUUGGGGUUGCCGACUUUGAGGAUCGAGUUUUUGCUGGUGUCGAGGAGGAUCCAGAGUUAUCGAUCCAAGCUGAGGAGGAUGAGAUUACCCGUCCGGCAAUCGUAGCUAAAAGGAUCCAGGACUUAUUGGAUACUCAUUUGCCGGAACACCUCUCCGCAGCAGAGAGACUCGUGGCAGAAAAUGGACGGCCAUCGAGACUCGUGAGAUAUUGGCUGCCGGCCACAGUACUCCUCUUCUCCUCAACUACGAUCCUGCGAAUACUUGUCAACAAGAACCAGGAGAUCAUACAUUGGAUAAGGGAUCUCGGUGUUACUGUACGAGACUUUUGGUUCAACUGGAUUAUCGAUCCUGUUCGUAAGGUUAUUGGUACCAUUCGCCAUGACGCAAAUAGCGAAAUUGCUAUUAUGAGCCGUGAUAGCCUCCAGGCAGACAAAGAAAGCCUGGAGCGUAUGGUAGUCGACUUCGCGCUUGACAAGCCAAGUGCCGCAACCGGUGCCUCGUCGUUAUCGGAAUCGCAAGUUGCCGAAAUCAGGGCCAAAGUCCGAGAGGGAGAUGUGACUCCGAUUCUUCGCGCGUACGAAAAAGACUUGCGUAGCCCUUUCAGGGGUACCGUCCGAGGUGACCUGGUCCGAACGUUGCUUAUUCAGGUGCAGAAGACGAAGGUCGAUAUCGAAGUUGCCAUGAGCGGUAUUGAUGCUCUCCUAAGAAGCCAAGAACUUGUUUUUGGCUUCGUAGGACUUACACCUGGUAUUCUCGUGUCUGUCGGAGUGGUACAGUACCUCCGAGGUGUUCUAGGGAGCAAACGAGGAUUCCGCGAAACCCGGAGAGCCGGCAAAUGCGUCCGGGUCCUUCGCAACAUUGACCGCAUCUUAUCAGAAGCAACACCGACGCCGAACAACCUCUUGUCGUACAAGGAUCACGGUCUCCUUGUAUGUGAAGUACAUGUGCUACGACGUCUCGCACAAAGCCUCAUUCCGGCAGACAUUGAGAAGGAUUUCCUGGAAGACUUGGACGACCUUGCUAACCUCAAAGGGAUCCAGUCGCAAUUGCGGGCCUUGGAUAGGAUACGUUGGGCGUAUUCCAAGUGGCUGAGAUAA
This is a messenger RNA of Annulohypoxylon truncatum, 1986 nucleotides long. Its product is annotated as ATP synthase regulation protein NCA2. NCBI's taxonomy places the organism in Eukaryota, Fungi, Ascomycota, Sordariomycetes, Xylariales, Hypoxylaceae. The record is from RefSeq and is a predicted model, not a curated record. The transcript is spliced from 2 exons. Gene Ontology annotation, cellular component: mitochondrial outer membrane. The coding region runs from base 1 to 1986 and encodes 661 amino acids.